Cotesia glomerata is the source of this 1076-nucleotide messenger RNA. It is a transcript of the gene betaggt-II, whose product is annotated as geranylgeranyl transferase type-2 subunit beta. Gene Ontology annotation, cellular component: Rab-protein geranylgeranyltransferase complex. Lineage: Eukaryota; Metazoa; Arthropoda; Insecta; Hymenoptera; Braconidae. Gene Ontology annotation, biological process: protein geranylgeranylation. The transcript is spliced from 6 exons. The coding region runs from base 55 to 1053 and encodes 332 amino acids. The record is from RefSeq and is a predicted model, not a curated record. Gene Ontology annotation, molecular function: Rab geranylgeranyltransferase activity.
UAAAUAAUGAUUUAAUAUUUAAAUUAUACAUAAAUAUAAUAUAUAAUUAUCAAAAUGGCAAUACCAAAAAAAGAUGUAGUAUUACCAAAAGAAAUUCCACCGCUGCUCGUAGACAUGCACGCUAAUUACAUCAUAUCAUACAGUGCUGACAAGGACGACUAUACAUACGUCAUGACUGAAUAUUUAAGAAUGUCAGGAGUCUACUGGGGUCUGACAGCCCUGGACCUGGUAGGCCGUCUAGAAGACAUGGACAAAGCCGAAAUAUUCGAUUUUAUAAAACAGUGCCAGCACGAGUGUGGUGGAAUUGGUCCCAGCAUAAAGCACGACCCUCAUCUGCUUUACACCUUGAGCGCCAUCCAGAUUCUAAGUAUGUACAACGCGUUAGAUGUAAUUGACACUGAGAAAGUUGUCAAGUAUGUAAAAGAACGCCAGCAACCAGAUGGAAGCUUUGCUGGUGAUAUCUGGGGCGAGAUAGACACCAGAUUCUCGUUUUGUGCUGUUGCUACUUUGGCUUUGCUGGGACAGCUAGACGUUAUUGACGUAGAAAAAGCAGUAGAAUUUGUCGAAAGUUGCAUGAACUUUGAUGGUGGAUUUGGUUCCAAGCCAGGUUCUGAAAGUCAUGCUGGAUUAAUUUAUUGUUGCUUAGGAUUUCUAUCAAUUACUGAUCGCCUCGACUUGGUGGAUGUCGAUAGACUAGGCUGGUGGCUUUGCGAGCGACAGUUACCAUCCGGUGGCUUGAACGGUCGGCCCGAGAAGUUACCAGAUGUCUGUUACUCCUGGUGGGUCUUGUCUUCUUUAACGAUUCUCGGCCGAUUGCACUGGAUUGAUAAGAACAAGCUGGUCGAGUUCAUCUUAGCUUGUCAAGACACUGAAACCGGUGGAUUUAGCGAUCGUCCCGGCGACAUGGUCGAUCCAUUCCACACUUUAUUCGGUUUAGGAGCCAUUUCGCUUUUAGAAGCCGAUCCACGAGUCAAGCCAAUCAACCCCGUAUUUUGUAUGCCUGAAUAUGUAAUCGAAAGAAUGGGUGUAAAAGCUACGAUUCUAUUGAGAUAAAUAAAAUACUUCUUCAAAAACAA